This is a messenger RNA of Eimeria mitis, 1038 nucleotides long. RefSeq lists its product as uncharacterized. Gene Ontology annotation, molecular function: nucleic acid binding; zinc ion binding. NCBI's taxonomy places the organism in Eukaryota, Apicomplexa, Conoidasida, Eucoccidiorida, Eimeriidae. The record is from RefSeq and is a predicted model, not a curated record.
AUGGAACAUACUUUGCUCGUUUACACUGGGGCAUUCACUGGGCAUACAGUAGUGGGUGAGCCCUACAAGAGGGCCAUAUGUUACGAGGAUGGCAAGAACAUGAGGAAUUUCCUCGAUCUUGUGGAGAUAGACUUCGACGAACGGGGGUUGGACGCUCGACAUUGGGGAGAAGAACUAAGACGAUAUCUGAGGGGCGAUGCUUUGGGUUACUGGUUGUACUUGCGACGCACAGGGGCACCACUGAGUGAUUGGGAAAUCCUGAGACAGCAGUUCUGUGCCAGAUUUUGUAAUAUAACUAAGGAGAGAAUGAAAGUGAUGAUGGCAGAGAAUGUGUGGCGAGGUGACCACACUGCUUACUCUUCGCGUUUUGCAGCCAUAGUUGCACAAGGGGUAUCUAUGGCACCUGACUUGUUGGUGGGUUACUAUUUAGCUAAUCUACCAGAUGACAUAUACCGCGAGGUGACCCGCGGCGGAACGAGGAAAUUCACAGACUGGCAGGACGCUGCGGCAGCGCUGGAUGCUACUGCGGCACCAUGGAAGGAUUCAUGUGAAGAGCGCCUCCGAUUCCAAAGGGACUUAGAGGACGCCAAGCGUAGAUGGGCUCAAGGUGAACGAGAGCAGGGUCUACAGAGAGAACGGGCAAGCAAGAGUGUUAGGGGUAAUGCUAAUAUGGGAUCCCUGUGUUACGAGUGCAGAGGAAAGGGGCAUGUGAGCAGGGACUGUCCACUCCGCAUAGGCGUGACACGACGGAAUGGGGAAAUGUGUUCCAGAUGUGGGGGAUGGGAUCACUACGCUAGAGACUGUCCUACGCCGGCUCGGCCUAGAGAGGAGCCCGUAAGGCAGCCCAGACAGCAGCAAGCGCGUUCUCAAGGGGAACAAAUCGAGGCAUUUAAACGAGCGGGCCUAGUCGUUAAAGGAGACGAACGGACUAGGCUACCUAUGAGGGGUACAGGUACAAUGUGCACCGUAGCGACGGGGCCUAACCCCAUCCCAGUCUCCCCAGAUUGGAGCAAGAAGUUGCCUGGUAGAGAGCCGUAG